CAGUCCUGAGAUCUUCCCUGUGCUCCCAGACACAAGCCACGUUAGCCAUGAUGAUCUGACAAGGAAGGUGGGAGAAGUACUUCUGUAUUACUGUUACUGUGAGGUGAAAGAUCCAGAGAAACUCUGUGCUUGGCAAAAGGCUCUGUGCCAGCAUCUGCAUCUCACUGGAAAGGUACGAGUUGCUUCAGAAGGGAUUAAUGGGACAGUUGGUGGAAGCAAAGUAGCUACCAAUCUCUACAUUGAAGUUAUGCUUUCCCAGCCUCUGUUCAAAGACAUUUUGUGUCAAGAUGAUUUCAAGAGCAGUGCAGGAGGAGCUCACUGUUUCCCAGACCUUCGAGUUGGAGUAUUCAAAGAAAUUGUACCUAUGGGCAUUGAUCCAAAGAUAGUGUCUUACAAAGAAACUGGAAUCCAUCUAUCCCCUCAGGAAUUUCAUAGAGAAGUAGAACAGUAUUUGUCUCAGGGCAGUCAAGGACAAGGUGAUACCAUCUUGCUGGACUGUAGGAACUUCUAUGAAAGUAAAAUAGGACAUUUCCAGGGCUGUCUGGCUCCAGAUAUAAGGAAGUUCAGCUAUUUUCCCAGCUACAUAGAUGAAAACCUGGAGCUUUUUAAAGACAAGCGUGUCCUGAUGUACUGCACAGGAGGCAUUCGUUGUGAAAGAGGUUCUGCUUACCUACGGAGCAAGGCAGUGUGCAGAGAGGUUUACCAGCUAAAAGGUGGAAUUCACAAGUACCUGGAAGAGUUUCCAGAUGGAUUCUACAGGGGGAAGCUGUUUGUGUUUGAUGAUCGUUACGCCAUUUGUUCCAAUGAAGAUAUCGUCUCAGCAUGCAGAUACUGUGGGACACUGUGGGAUCAGUAUAAACUUUGUUCCAGCCAGCACUGCCGGCAGCUUGUCCUGACAUGUCCAAGUUGUCGCAACAAAGGUCUUACAGCUUGCUGUCCUGUUUGUCAAGAGAAAGAGCUCAAGGUGACUUCGAGGGCUUCAGGACAGACACUUAAGGAGGAGUGUGAAUGUACAAGGAGACGGCCAAGGGUACCUAUUGAACGUCUCUUGCAAAGAAUGUUGAACGCAGGAAAAGAUUAACCUUUUUCAUUAGCUCAUCUGACACCUGUGCUAAUGUGAAGGGCUUCUAUAACCAGAUCCCUAUCUGUUAUUCAGUUAGGUUUGGAAAUUAUGAAAACCUGUUGGUUCAGAAAGUCUUGUUCAUACGCUACCUUUAA
Molecule: messenger RNA, 1218 nt
Organism: Pterocles gutturalis (yellow-throated sandgrouse)
Lineage: Eukaryota; Metazoa; Chordata; Aves; Pterocliformes; Pteroclidae
Gene: TSTD2
Product: thiosulfate sulfurtransferase (rhodanese)-like domain containing 2
Exons: 8
Source: RefSeq, a predicted model, not a curated record